AUGAAUGCUAAAAAGCAUAGAACUAGUAAUUUAGAUAAUGAAGGUUUUAUAUCUGAAAAUACAAGUUCAGAUGAUAUGGCAAGUUCAGAUGAUAUGACAAUCAAUAAUGAAGAAUCAAUGCCAAAAUCCGAUGAGCUUUUAGAACAUAAGCGUAAAUGGAAUUCUAUUUGGGAAGUAACCUAUCCUUGGUUACGUUUAGGUCAAAAGGAAAAUAAACAAUCUAUUAAAUGGCAUAUAAAAACUAAAGACCAUCAAAAAUUAAUACAAGCACAAGAGGAAUUUCAAAUAAGUCUUGAAAUAGGAUUUACUCAACAACUUGAAGCUACUAAAAAUCUUAUUGCAACAUCUAAAAUUACUGAUCUUACUUCGCUAACUGAAUAUCAUAUUAAGUGUGAUAUUGCAGAAGAAUAUACUUCUAAAGAAACCUAUAUUCUCAAUCAUCCAAUACUUGAAUUAUUAGAAGAAUCUCAUACAGAUUAUAGAAGUUAUUCUAAUGCUUAUGCUGCACGAGAGUUUAUUGAUGCGAUUGGAAGAGUUAUUGAAGAAGCUAUUUGCCAAGAAAUCU
Messenger RNA from Dentiscutata erythropus, 565 nucleotides. The record is from the annotation of a GenBank genome assembly. Lineage: Eukaryota; Fungi; Glomeromycota; Glomeromycetes; Diversisporales; Gigasporaceae.